GAUGGAUCGUAGUAAGAAACGCGGUUCAGGCAUAAAAAACCGUUUCUUUUGAAUGUACCAGUGCAUGAAGGAUGAAGGACCAACAACACGAACAAGAAGAGCAAUUGAAGGAAGUAAUGUACCUGAAACCAGGUUAUCAAGAAGAACCGUGCAGUUUGCAGUACUAUUUUGAUCAAAUGGCAAUGUGUUUGACGAUUUCCUCGCAGAUUCGACACUAUUACCGUUAUGGAGACUACAAUAAAUGUAAGGGAGCAUUCACGGAUUUUAAAUGGUGUUUGUCUACAAAAUCCAAAAGUCCAGAAGAACAACAGGAAAUGCUGCAACAGCGUCGACUAGAUCAAUGGCUAAAAUUACGGGAAGGACCAAAUAGUGAAGAUAUUUGGAAUGUGCGGACUCAACCAAAGGAUUAGUUAUUCCAGGGCACCGUUUCUACGAAGAUACUGUCUAUCAAGUUCACAGCCGGUUUUUUGUAUAUGGUUUCAACAUAUCUAUUUAGGUGAGGAAAAAUUUAUGUAGAUGUAAUUGCAUGUGAAAUACUCUGUGGCUCUCCUUUCAAGGUGAUCGACAGUCAUUCUUGGGGGUCGAGUAUUGAAUGGAUUAAAAGCAGAAAAAUUAUGGUAAAGAGUGAUUCAUCAUUAGGAAUGGAAGAGCUGAUAGGUUGGAAAGAACUCGGCAAGAACAU
Schizosaccharomyces cryophilus OY26 is the source of this 682-nucleotide messenger RNA. RefSeq lists its product as uncharacterized. The coding region runs from base 72 to 410 and encodes 112 amino acids. The record is from RefSeq and is a predicted model, not a curated record. The transcript has a single exon. NCBI's taxonomy places the organism in Eukaryota, Fungi, Ascomycota, Schizosaccharomycetes, Schizosaccharomycetales, Schizosaccharomycetaceae.